Calypte anna (Anna's hummingbird) is the source of this 3873-nucleotide messenger RNA. RefSeq names its product photoreceptor cilium actin regulator (gene PCARE). The record is from RefSeq and is a predicted model, not a curated record. Gene Ontology annotation, cellular component: photoreceptor outer segment; photoreceptor inner segment. The transcript has 2 exons. Lineage: Eukaryota; Metazoa; Chordata; Aves; Apodiformes; Trochilidae. Gene Ontology annotation, biological process: photoreceptor cell outer segment organization; protein localization to photoreceptor outer segment. Bases 1 to 3873 code for a protein of 1290 amino acids.
AUGGGGUGCACUCCCUCUCACAGUGAGCUUGCUAAUACUAUUGCAAGAACUAGUCUUAAGAGUUUGAAUAAACCCAAAAGGAUUUUGCAUAUUGAUCCAGGAGAUAAAGGAAUACCUAUGCUGGUUAAAGGUUCAUCUUGCUACAAUUCUGAUGAACUCCACCAAUAUGGGAGAAAAUACAUGGGAGAAAAGGAGGAUAAGCUGUCAGAACAGGACAAAAAUGAUAAUUUGCUGUUAUCUUCCAAGGAUAAUUCAGAUAGCCAGAUUUCCAGGGAAGACAAAAUUGAGAGGACAGCAAUAGAUGCUGAAGUUGUUAUGUCUGAACUGAUUGAGUCUCAAAAACACAUAACUGAGGCCAUACAGAUCAGAAAGCAAAACUCCUGUGAGUCAGAAGGAUCAGCUUUCAUUUGGGAUGACAAGAAUGAAAGCAAUGCAAAGCAAAUGCCAAAGAAAGGAAAGAAGCAAAAAAAUCACAAGCUGGAAAAGCAAGGUCGACCUAGAAAAAUUAAAGAAAAGUCCCUUUUGGCCCCUUGUGAGACAGAGGAAAAAGUAGAUUUCCCAGAAGUGCUUGUUAAGGCUCAUCAGAGUGCAUAUGCCUUCUUAAAUCCUAACCUCUCUAAGUAUGAAACUAUAAUCCACAUGGCCAGCCAGGCUACCCAAACACAGCUCUUCCUACAGCAAAUGGUAAGCUUCCUCAUGCUUCGCUUUGAUGAAAUCAACCAGCUCCUAGAAGAAAUUGCCAGUGAUGGGGAAAAUCUUCUCAAAGAUGUAGGUGGGAACCUGGCAUGGCCAGUUGAAACAGGUGAUUUGAAGGAGCACCCCGAUCUUCUGCAACAACUACUGCAAUACACAGUCAAUAAAAUGAAGUCACUGAGUGGGACGCUGGCCUUGCUCACCUCCGACGCCCUGCAAGAGACAUGCAGAUACCUGCAGUCUGCUGCAAGCAAAUUGGAAGGAAAACUGAAAGCAAAGCAAAGCUUUGAUGAACGUCUGCUACGAACAGUAAGGCUGCUUGAAGCCUCAGCAGUGGGACGCUCUCAGUCCCAUGGUGAUGACAGAACUCUCUGUUCUGAGGACAGUGGCAUUGGCGUGGACAGUGAAUCCCUGAAAGAGUUCAGUGCUCUCAGCCAGCAUGGAGGGCAGGCAAGCUAUGAUUCCUACCCACGUGGACAUCUGUCCCAGAAGCAUGCCAGAACAGUGGAGCACGUGCAGGAUGGCACAGUGUCACCAAGCACAGCUGCAUCCCAUGACUGUGCGCUUGAAAGGCAUUUUACAGAUAUAUUUUGUUCAGCCAUGCAAAGCAGGGGAGCCGAUUCUUGUCAGGGUGGAGUACCAGAAGGAGCUUCUGCUAUGCCUCAAUAUGCAUUCUUGAGCAAAAGCCAUACUUACAAUUCCUUCCAGUCUGACUCUACUCAGGAAGAUGAACAUUUCAAAAUCUGUGAAUCAACACAUUUCCCUUCUGAUUAUGAUGAUGAUGAAGGAAGCACCCUAGGGGAAGAUGAUGACAACACAAGCUUAUCAGAAGUGGGGAAGGAUGAUCUGCCAAAGAGGCCCCUGUCUUCACCUGCAGUCACUGAUAACACACAAAGGCAGUCCAUCAAGAGGGCAGAGAAUGCAGAAACAGAGGAAAUUAUUCUGAAGAUGAAAGAUGCCAUCAGUGAAAAAAUCAAGUUUGUCCCAGAUAAAUCUGGGCAUAAGGAAUGGAUAGAGGAUGAGAGUGGAAGAGCAGUCCUGAAAACAAGACCCAGUACAGCAACAGGCAGCCAGAAAACCUUCAGGAAACAAAGACGGUCCAGGUCAGAGGAGUCCCUCAGAAGCCAGGCAGAGGAUCCAACCCUCCUAGAGCUUCAAAGAACUCAAAAAGAGCUGAGCAAAAGGCUGGAAAUGUUUUAUGAAAAGAAGGGUACAGAUAACAAGCCAGAGCCUUGGGAGUCAAGAAGAACACCCUGUCUGCAGGAUGAGCAAAUUACAUCCAGGUCAUCCAGCAAACUGAGGGCCUGCCUCUCAAAAAAUUUCAGCAUCCUGCCUAACCAGGAUAAAGUUCCUUUGUCCAUGGUUGAUCAAAAUCCUGCCCAUCAGCUGAAUCAGAAAAGAGGCAGGAAGCCUUUGAGAGCUACUGUGCCCACCCAGGAGACAUCAGAAAGCAAAGAAAAGGAGCCUCCUGGAACAAAAAUAUCCAGUGGCAGUAUCUGUGCCCCUCGACAGUCUGUCAAAAAGCUUAUUGAAACAUUCAGUCCUUCUGAUGAUCUUGUGAAAGUGGCACCUUUAAGAUCUUUAGGACCAAUCAAGUGCAUCAGAAAAUUUGAACUUCCAGUCAUCCCAUCUACCAUUCAGUUGCAGAGAGGCCUGGCACCUUUAAAUCUUAAGCAUCGCAUUUCACCAGUAGAAGAAACAAACCCUUCAAACACCAAUGGAGUUCCUUCAAACUUUCCAAAUGCCCUUUCUCCACCAGCUGAAGAAUUAAAGGACACAAAGGAAGAGACUGAUGAAGACAUUGAGAAUCUGCCUCCCCCACCAUCUGAAAUGCUAAUGGACAAUUUUUUCGACUUACCUGUGCCUGAAGAAACUUCAAGAAUAGAAGGAAACUCUUCAGAAGAUGCCAAAAAUCCUGUACAAACAGAACUCCAUGCUACAAAGAGAUCAAAAGUUUCCCCCAAAAUUAAAGCCUCCCUUCAGUCCAUUGACUUAUUGCCAAGUAAAAAUACCAACAGACCCACUGUGAUCACUAACAAAGGUGUAAGGAAUACUGGAUCAGGGGACGAGAAGCUGAAAAGGUACUCUCUAGAGCUCAACCCUACAAAUGUGCGCAUCCCUACCCAGGAGGAGAUAUUGGCGACCCAGAGAAAAGAGGCUGCAGAUUUGUACAAGCAAACCCAUAAAAUUAUUCCUCUUCAAAAUCCCAGUGGGGUGUCAAAAUCAGGCAGCAGCAGCUCAGAGAGCAAAGAGCCUAGUUCACCUGCAACUUCAGUACAAUCCCAGAAGCAUAGUUCACCCAGUUCACCCAGGAGAAGUGAAAAAGGGUCAGUAUUUGCCAGGAAGGUCUGCCCAACAAGAACUCCUCCUUCUCCACCAACAGAGAAACGUUUUUUCAGCCCGCCAACAUACCACCGGCACUCUCUGCAGGCUUCGAGCAAUCCACAGCCCAGCUCACCCACCAUGCAGAGGAAACCCAGUCCCCCCUCUAGCCCCAGGAUGCCCAGCCCACCUUUGCAGAAGAAGCUGCCCUCUCCACCACCACAGCGAAAGCCACUCAGCCCUCCCACAGGGCACAAGCAAAGCUCCCCAGUGCUACAGCGAAUGCCGGGCUCCCCAGCCUACAGCCGAGACCCAAGCCCCCCUCCAUUUCUCAUCACCCCCUCUCCACCAACCUCCCCAUCACGCUUCCACAAGGGGCUGAGAGCUGGGCUGGAUGCUGGGGAGGAGCACCAGCUCCCCUCCUCCAAGAGAAGCAGCAAUGUCCGUUCGAUAUUUUGCCGGGCCACUUCUUCCCUAUUUGAAGCCAGACCUUCACUGGAACCCAACAAACCUGCUGCAGAGGUGACCCGCCAGCCUAUAGCUUCACCGCUUACCCAAAAGAGCAAUCUGCUUUUCCAGCAGCCUGGAGACAGGACCAGAAAGCUCUCCCUAGGUGCUGCCAGUCCUCAGCAAUUUCCGAGAAGUUUCUCUGACUGCCAGCCAGGAGUCCAGUUCCGUCUUCCAGCUCCUGCAGCAGCUGUCAGUGAACCCAUGCUUAACCAAGCAAGCUUGGAGGAGGGCGCUAGAAAAGCAGAUGACUCUUGGAACAGCCCUUGUACUCCUGAAAUGAAAGAGUCUAAGAGAUCCUCUUCCCACCCUGAGCUUUAUGUUGUGGGCCAGGGGCUGCAGAGGGACUAA